AUGGCGAAGCUGAGUCUAGGUGGUAAGCUGGCAAUAUCUCUGGAGAAUCUCCCGACCGAGCUCAUUCACCGCAUCGCAUCGUACUGCGAUGUCGCCGACGUCCACGCCCUCACCUGCGUGUCCCGCGCUAUCCGCAUGUCAUGCAGCAAUCCCUUUGUUUUUCAAGCUCAGUUCUGCCACCAUACUUACCAGGCACCCGAUCCCGAAUCUAAAACAAUCCCCAACAAGUAUACGCUGGCGCAUAUUGUCAACAGCGCCUUGAUCAGCCGCCCCGAAUCCGACGCGAGAACUAUCUGGUCCCACCUCGCCGCUGUCGCCUCAACCCUCCCAAACCUCUCAGACGAACUCGAUGAACUCAUGCUCCCCUACCGAGCAGUGUCUUGGCAAUCCGCCGGGAGCGUCAAGCUCCCCAGCUCCGAACUCCUCCGGAAGACCCAAGCUUUGAUCGGCACAUUCUCCACUUUCGCCGUCCUUGGCUACAUCCCUUCGAUUGAUCUAGGAGUCGCCGCAGCGACGACAGGUCUUCUUAUAACCCUCACGGAUCCGCACAACUGGGCCUCGUACAUCCAUGUCUUACCCCAGAUCAACAGGCUCGUGCGGCAACAAGCUUUCGUCCUCGCGCUAGGUUUGCUACAGACUCAGGUCCUGAACAACUUAGGCAUCAUGGCAUACCACCUCUCCAAGAUGGCAACCUGGGACGACACGCACACCGCCUUCCACCGCUUCAAGACGUCGUGGGAAGGGAGGCAGACGGCCGCGUUGUUGGUGCAGGUCCUGCUUGCGCACCUGCUCCGAAGCAGCUUCUCAGCAAGGCCGGCGAGCGAAUAUCUGCCGUCUCCGCGGAAGCUCCCGCUGGCGAUGGUGCAUGAUGAAGCGGGAAGUGCGAUUGUGCCGCUGCCGGACCCGUUGUCGCCGGAGCAGGCUGAGCGAAGGCUCACGGCGUUUUCAUCGACUGGGUCAUGGGACCGGUGGAACCGGAGCGCGCAAUCAAGCGACGUUUCUCGAGACUGGUCCGAUUGA
Colletotrichum chrysophilum is the source of this 1020-nucleotide messenger RNA. RefSeq lists its product as uncharacterized. The record is from RefSeq and is a predicted model, not a curated record. NCBI's taxonomy places the organism in Eukaryota, Fungi, Ascomycota, Sordariomycetes, Glomerellales, Glomerellaceae. The transcript is spliced from 4 exons. Gene Ontology annotation, molecular function: protein binding. The coding region runs from base 1 to 1020 and encodes 339 amino acids.